CCGCCCCUGCUAUGUAAUCUGGCGCGCUAACUACGCCCAGUGUGUUCGUUCUUUCUACAUUGCGUGACAGUGAUCAGCUGCUCUCCCUGCUGUCUAAUGCCUGGAUUGCGGGAGGCCGCUCCUGUAAUGGCCGAGGAGUUGGAGGAACACUCUCAGAGUUGGCUAACUGGCUGGAUUCCAUCGUGGUGCCCAACAUCCAUGUCCAAACUAAAAGCUGUUGAGUCAAGGAUCCUUCAGUGUAUCAAGAACAGAUUUUCUGCUCAGUAUGUAUCACUUCCUGGCCAAAACAAGAUAUGGACACUGACUGUGAGCCCCGAGCUUCAGGAUAAGACCCCUCUGGUUAUGGUUCAUGGCUUUGGAGGAGGUAUAGGGUUGUGGAUCCAGAACUUAGACCACUUGAGUUCUCGCCGGACUUUGCAUGCCUUUGACUUGUUGGGAUUUGGACGUAGCUCCCGUCCAAACUUCCCUAGUGAUCCGGAAGGAGCAGAGGAACAGUUUGUAUCAUCCAUUGAACAAUGGAGAGAGCAAAUGGGAAUUAGAAACAUGAUUCUCCUAGGGCACAGUUUGGGAGGAUUCCUGGCUGCCUCUUAUUCCAUAAAAUUCCCUGAGAGAGUUAAACACCUCAUUCUUGUGGAUCCAUGGGGUUUCCCUGCUAUGCCUACAGACCCCAGUGAAAUCCGUUCACCCCCAACAUGGGUAAAGGCUCUGGCCGCUGUGCUUGGGCGCUCCAACCCUUUGGCAGUUGUAAGGGCAGCUGGACCAUGGGGUCCAGGAUUGGUUCAGAGGUUCCGUCCAGACUUGAAAAGAAAAUUUCAAGAGUACUUUGAAGAUGACACCAUUAUGGAAUAUAUCUACCACUGCAAUGCCCAGACACCCAGUGGUGAAAGUGCUUUCAAGACCAUGAUGGAGAGGUUUGGUUGGGCCAAACGUCCUAUGAUGUCCAGAAUUAAUCAGAUCCCUAAAGAGCUUCCCAUAACAUUCAUCUAUGGAGCAGAGACUUGGAUUGACAGCAGCUCUGGAGAGAGGGUGAAAGAGGAGCGGUCAGGCUCAUGUGUGAAAUCAUUGGCAAUCAAAGGAGCCUCCCAUCAUGUAUAUGCCGAUCAGCCAGGCAUGUUCAAUUCUGUUGUGGAAGAUAUCUGUGAUGCAGUUGACUGAGAUUGCCCUCUGGAGAAUAGAAGAAAGGCAUUGGCUUGGUGUCUGCUAUGUAAAAAGAGACAUUAAGAGCCCUAUGUUAAAAAAGGGCAGUUAAAACUAAGUUUGAUCCUUUUGAUUGGCUGCAGAUUGAAAAGUAGAUUAGAUUAGAUUAUAUUAUAUUUGCCAGAUAAUUCUAAUUGCACAUCUUAUAUUUUAUAUUAGAUUUCAGGCCCUAGUGCUGGCUAUCCUUCUCCCUAAGUACAUGCACUUAGGCUUUCUCCAAAGCAAUUAUAUUGUUUAUUUACUCAAUUUCUUACACAGUAAGAAAAAGGAGUUUAUCAAGAAUUAUUAGCAUUUAGUGCCUUAAUAUUUGAACCCACCUUCCAGGAAUUGUCUUUGCUUACAUAUAUGUAUGACUGAAGGGUUGAUAGGUUGGGCACAAUUAUUUUCUGAUCAAGCAGUCUUUAUUCUUACUGCACAGCAUAGAAAUUUCUCACACCCUCUUUCCAUCGAUUUAAAUCUGACCAAUGUCAGACUUCUCCCACCCUUUCGAUGAAGCAAAAAAAGCACAAGACCAUGUCUAUGUUACUGUAUGGGCUUUGGAUAAGACGUUGUGUGGCCUUUGUGCUCUUGCCUCCUGGAAAAUGAUAUAUCUGAUUGACAUAACUAUUGUUACAACUACCUCUGCUAUAAAGCAACAUUCAGAUUCAUUUGUUGUUGUAUUUAAUUAUAGGUUUCAUGUAUUGGUGAAACAUGGUGCCAUUUUGCAUGACUUCAUACAUGGGAGUACUAAUCUUGAUAGAUUACAUGUAUUCAAAAAAAGAAUAAACCUUCCAUCCAUGUAACGGCACUUGCCCAUAAUAACAUUUAUGGUGCUGACACCUCUGGUUAUUUAUUGGAAUUACCCUAAAGUAGUUUGCGCACUUGUUUUCUAAGAAAUGUAUAAACUAUACAUUCUAUUAAAUGUACACUAUAUAUUAAAAUUUCAUAUUCUUUUGUUUAAAAUGUUGUGAUGCAACACUGAUCAUUUUGUACCUGUGUCGCCUUCACAGAUGAUAAUUUUAAGACCCCUUGAAUUGCCAUUGGAUAAAAAAAUCCCUGCUUACGGCAUCAAUGGAACAACGUAUAGAAAUGGGAAACAACUUCAGUCAAUCAAAAAUUGGGAAAAAUAUAUCACACAAUUAAUAAAGCCAAAUCAUUAUCUAUUUUCUUAAUUAAUUAAAAUACAUUAUUUUGUUAACUAAUGUUGUUAUUGCUAAAUCCGUAAUAACCUGACUUAAAAAAACGGUCGCCUUUUUAGCUUUUUCUUUUUUUUUUGGAGUCAGAAAUUAUACUGGCAGUGUCCAUAUCCCAGAAUCCCACUGUGGUGUGAUUAAGCUGUCACGUGCCUUGUAUAAAAAGGAAGUGCUAUACCCUAAAUUGCAUAAAACGUUAGUUAGAUUUUGCAUCCACAUCUUAGAUUGCUGAGGUUUAUAGAUAAUUAGUCCAAGUGAUAAAGAAUCAAUUUUCCAUGGCUUUUUCCAAACAUUGCUUAUCUGAUAAGCCAUUUUUGUCACAUUGAUGCAAUGCUACUGACAACUGUAAAUGAGAGUAAAUGCUUUUGUAUCCAGCUGAAACGAGAUGCAUUUGUGGCUUUGUGUAUCUUGUAUUUUUGUAAAUUACUUGUUAGUGGCUUGUAGGUUAUGCAUUUGACUGUUGCUUUGAUUAUUAAUGUUUAUACCGAUCUGUCAUUUGAUCAUUUGUUUUGUAUUGUGAAAAGUGUAAUUUUCUUAACUAGUAAGUGGAAAUAGGAAUAUAUUCCUUGGUGCACUGAUUAAAAGGCUGAUGCUGAAAUAUAAAUCCUCUACUGAUUGACCCCCCUAUAAAUAUUUUCAAAAUCUACCCAUGUGAUUAGUGUAGACUGUGUUUUAAUGUUAUGCCAAAUCAAAGGCAAGACACAAAGUGCAAGGCUGUAGCCGCAUAGUAACUGUUUGCAUAAUGUCUGGCAUAGGCAUGUAGUAUGUUUAUUUCCCCACUGUGUCCUCCACCUAUUGGAGCUCCAUAGCUUGCACAUCUGAAUGUAGCAUCCUUGAAUACAGUGCUGUCUGCAAUCAGCAGCACUGUAUUCAUGGGGGAGGUGCAGGUUUUUGCAUCCCAUCCAGGAGUGCAAAGACCUGCAUCUAUAGGUGUUAAGUGAUGAGUAGGGAGCAAGUGCAAAAAACAUGGAGGAUUGCACUCAUUUUUUUUUGCACUUUGCAUCUUGCUAAAUAAGCAUUCUACAUAUACCCAACUUUUUGAUACUAUAUUGUGAUAAUCUGGAGUACUGAUGUAACCACUACCUUCAGCCAUUUAAAGCCUUACACCACCCUCUGCCCAGGAUUUAGACAACAGGACUAAUGACUUUUAUAUAAUAGGUACGCCUGGACUGUGGCUGUUUGAGUGCCAUUAACAUCUUUACUUUAGUAUCAGCUACCAAGUGUUUAUAUGUUUGUGUUCAAGAAUCUUGAAGACUUGUUAAUGAUGCCAAGAAAACUAACCAAUUUAACCUAUCUGUUUAAUGUAAAUAAUAUGAUUGUCGGCAGCACCAGAGAAAUGAACCACAUGUGUACACUACCUCUGUGCUAUGUCAAAUAACUGUAAUGGCAGAUUAGAGAAAUAUGCAGUCAAUGACCCAG
Xenopus laevis (African clawed frog) is the source of this 3788-nucleotide messenger RNA. RefSeq names its product abhydrolase domain containing 4 L homeolog (gene abhd4.L). Gene Ontology annotation, cellular component: mitochondrion; lipid droplet. Gene Ontology annotation, biological process: glycerophospholipid metabolic process; phosphatidic acid biosynthetic process; lipid homeostasis. The coding region runs from base 97 to 1155 and encodes 352 amino acids. Lineage: Eukaryota; Metazoa; Chordata; Amphibia; Anura; Pipidae. The record is from RefSeq and is a predicted model, not a curated record. Gene Ontology annotation, molecular function: phosphatidylcholine lysophospholipase A1 activity; carboxylic ester hydrolase activity; hydrolase activity. The transcript has 7 exons.